AUGUCAGACAUCUCGACCUACAAGUUCAACCACAGCAUGCUGAGAGUCAAGGACGUAAGCACUCAUCCUCUUUCUUCUAGACUCGAGCUAACAGAAGUUCCCUACAGNCCUCAGCGAUCCGUCAAGUUCUAUGAGCACCUGGGCAUGAAGAUGAUCAACAAGUUGGAGAACCCCGACGCCAAGUUCGAUCUCUACUUCAUGGCCUACGACGAUCCCAAGUCGGUUUCCCACGCCAAGCACUGGUCAGACCGUGAAGGCCUCAUCGAGUUGACCCACAACUAUGGCGAGUUCAACUGGGUCCAUACCAAAGACCACCUGACUAACUUCACAGCAGGAACCGAAAACGACGACAACUACACAGUCAACAACGGCAAUGGCAAGGAGAACCGCGGUUUCGGCCAUGUCUGCAUCAGCGUCGACAACAUCCAGGACGCCUGCAAGCGUAUCUCUGACGCCGGCUACUCGUUCCAGAAGCGUCUCGAAGACGGCCGUAUGCGUUCCAUCGCUUUCGCUCUUGACCCCGACAACUACUGGGUCGAGAUCAUCUCCCAGAACCCCGUCAGCGAGACCGAGGGCAAGAAGUCAGACGUGGCCACAUACCGCAUGAACCACACCAUGAUCAGAGUCAAGGACGCCGAAAAGUCGCUCAGGUUCUACCAAGAAGUCAUGGGCAUGACCCUGCAGCGCACCUCGGAGCAGAAGGAGGCUGGCUUCACUCUUUACUUCCUCAGCUACGGUCCCAAGGCCCCUGAGCAGUCUGCAAACGGUGUCAACCCUAUCGCUGACCGUGAGGGUAUCCUCGAGCUCACAUGGAACCACGGCUCCGAGAGCGACGACAGUGUCAAGUACCACAAUGGCAACGAUGAGCCACAAGGNAUGUACGUUCCCAGCUAUGGUUUCCAUCUCCAUACCUGGGCCUAUACUGACAUGCUCCCAGUCGGCCACACCUGCGUCUCUGUCGACGACUUGGAUGCUGCCUGCAAGCGCUUCGAGGACAUGAACGUCUCAUGGAAAAAGCGUUUGACAGACGGUAGAAUGAAGAACGUUGCCUUCAUCCUCGACCCCGACAACUAUUGGAUCGAGGUUAUCCAGAACGAGAAGCUCAAGAACAGAGCCAACUGGUAA
Messenger RNA from Aureobasidium uvarum, 1125 nucleotides. The record is from the annotation of a GenBank genome assembly. NCBI's taxonomy places the organism in Eukaryota, Fungi, Ascomycota, Dothideomycetes, Dothideales, Saccotheciaceae.